UUCCUUUUAGCCUUGUUUCAUUUUCAAAUCGUUCAAACAAAUCUAUUGGAGAGAGAUUAUAUAUGGUACUGAUGCAUGCUUUGUCGACGGUGCCCUCAUCUUGCAUGUAUUUCUCGCGAAUCACAACGAUAAAGGAUCUGGAUUUCAACUUAGCUAUGUUGUGCAACUAUGGAAAUAGUUGCGAAGCAUCUGAACGGCAGUUCAUGGGAGGUGCCAUGCACGCUGCAUCAACGUACGAUGUAUCUAGUGAAAAUGUGACCACACCACCUGCAACAUCGGAUUUAAAAACUGUUGAGAAUCAUCGAUGGAGUGCCUCCUCAGCUUUGUCAAUCAAUUCUGUACGUUCUACGAACACUCAGACAUCGUUGCCUUCAUCUUGCAUCUCUCAAAAUACCAGCUCCUCCACUUCCUCAACGUCUUCCAGAGAAAUUUCCCUUGAAACAUGGGAAACAUGUCCAGAAAUUACAUCUGUAUUGUUCGACCUUUUGGAAUUGACAAGGACAGCAACAAGCACAUCAGCAACUCCUAAUGUCGUACCUAUUGAUAACAAAAUUGAACAAGCUAUGGAUCUGGUGAAAACUCACUUAACAUUUGCUGUUCGCGAAGAAGUAGAAAUUCUGCGUUCCACAAUCGUUGAUUUAGAAGCCAAAGUUGCCCAUUUAGAAAGCCAAAAUCAGGUACUAAGGCAGUUCGCUCCAGUUGAGGUAGUAAAUUCAUUGGCGGUACUGGUUCAACAACAACAGCAAAGGCAAGCGCAUUUACAACAACAUAAUCAGCAAAUAUGUGAUAUCCCUUCAUCCAGCUCUUCACAAACCGCCUCUUUCCAGUCUUUGCUGAAGCGUGGUCUUUAUAUUUUGCAGAAUUUGCAGAAUACGCCAGCAUCUGUUCAAAACGUACCGAAGCAACCGACUUCUGCAGUGGCACCGGAAGCCUCAGUCCCUUCAAAUUCUUCAAAUGUGAUUCAAGUCGAUGGUUCACAUUCUGAAAAGGAAUCUGUGAUUGCGGCGGAACUAUUGCAUUCUAAGCAAUCUGCUAGAAUCGAUGGAUCUGAUUCGUAAUA
Molecule: messenger RNA, 1060 nt
Organism: Thelazia callipaeda (thelaziosis nematode)
Lineage: Eukaryota; Metazoa; Nematoda; Chromadorea; Rhabditida; Thelaziidae
Source: the annotation of a GenBank genome assembly